Molecule: messenger RNA, 1026 nt
Organism: Acytostelium subglobosum LB1
Lineage: Eukaryota; Evosea; Eumycetozoa; Acytosteliales; Acytosteliaceae
Exons: 2
Coding region: 1-1026 (341 amino acids)
Biological process (GO): positive regulation of mRNA splicing, via spliceosome
Cellular component (GO): spliceosomal complex
Molecular function (GO): RNA binding
Source: RefSeq, a predicted model, not a curated record
AUGGAUUAUCAUAGUCUUCACAGUGAGGGUAGCGCACCGGCGCCAUCAACAAUGUCAACACCAUCAACAUCAUCACUCUAUCCUCCAACUCAUCCAUCCAGACUAAUGAACCAAAUGAUGAGCUAUCCAUCACCAUACGGCCAAUACCCAAGCCACCCUGUAUACGACGCACAACCAACCGACAGACCAAACCAAUUGGCCAAUACUGCACCACCAAAUAAAGUGCUUGGACUAUUCGGUCUGAGUCACACGACAGACAAGUACAUGAUACAGAAUGAGUUUAUGAAGUAUGGAAGUCUUGACAAUGUGCAUCUUAUCAUGGACAGGAAGACAAAUCGAUCAAAGUGCUAUGCAUUCGUAUACUUUACCAAUCUCGAAGAUGCCGUCAAGGCCAAGAACGCGUGUCAGGACCUCGUGUUGGACGGAAAGAAGAUCAGAACAGACUACUCGGCAUCUUCAAAGCCACAUGACACUAGUGCUGGUGGUUCGAACCCGGGCGGCGUUCGCUACUCGCCGUACGGCAAUCGAGACAAUGUUCGACCCCAACAGUAUGCAUAUGGAACUUACGACAGAUACAGACAACAAGCACCACCACCACCACCACCACCAUACGGUGGAGCAGAAUACAGACCACCUUUGUUGGACAGACCUUUGGACAGAUACGGACUACCUUAUGGAAGUGCAGUGAGCAAUGAAGUUAGACCAGCCGACAGACCAGCCGACAGACAAACAGAUAGAUUUGGACAAGGUGUUAUUGGAACCAGUACGAACAGGGACACUCAACAGCCUCCAAGAUCACUAGAGAGACCGUCAGGAGAUGAUGACAGAUCACAACAAUACAGAAGAGACGAUAGCAAUGGCAGUAACAGCAAACCUGGCGAAGAUAAGUUUAACGAGUCAAGAUAUACAUCAAGUAACAGCAACAGCAACAACAGAAACGGCAACAAUUCAGUUAGACCAGACAACAGUUACAGUGGAUCCGUUAUCGUUGCACCUCCAUCAAUCAGGAGACCUUAUGAGAGCUAA